CAAAAAAAUAAAUUUAAACAAUAAUUAUCUAAUUAAAAAAAAAACAGUAACUCAUUCUUGAGCAACAAUUAAUUUAAAUAUGUAUUAUAAUAUUUCCUUUUUUUUUUUCAACAGGCCAACUUUUAUCAUUCUCUUACACCAGGGGUGAGCAAUCCUGGUCCUCAAGGGCCGCAGCGCUGCAUAUUUGACUUAUUUCUCUGCUCCAACACACCUGUUUUACUUUUCAAACAUCACAUUAGAAUAUUUAUUGUAUUACUGUUAAGCCCCCUAAAAUAUCUAAAUAAGCAUGAACAUGUAGCUAUGUUAGCUGUAUGUAAAAGGUUUGCAACAAAAAAGUGUGAAAAUCAGUUUCGCAUUCAUCGAGUUACUUCACUGCGCCUGUUAAACUGAUCACUGAGUGGAGCGGGCGACCUUUCCAAGAUGGCGGCCCUACGGCUCGUCAGCGCCAGUAGGCAACAGCGUGCGGACGGUCACGUACAAUGACACGCACGGCACGUAGCGGAUGGGAAAUUAGGAAACCAGGAAGUGACAGCUCACACCGGAUCACCGCCUUCUCACAGCUGUAGUCACUGACAGUUUGGAUUUUCUCAUUUUAACUCAUUUACGAACAGAGAGCGGGCUUAAAGCUUAAAUUACCAAAAAGAAUAAAACGUAAAGGUCGUCAUGAAGCUGGUGGUCUUCCUCCUCCUCCAUAUGUUCGGGUCUGCUCACGGCAGGUGUUUCUGUCAGGUCACAGGUGACCUGGACGACUGUGCCUGUGACGUGGAGACCCUGGACCGCUUCAACAACGACCAGCUUUUCCCUAAACUUCAAACUCUCCUGGAGUCGGACUACUUCAGGUUUUACAAGAACGAGGUGCCUGAGGGCCUCCGGUCCUCCUCCUCCCACAACAAGUACUCAGCUGAGGCCAAUGAGCAGUCGAAAGAAUGCGAACAGGCGAAACAUCUCGGAGCCGUAGACGUCUCUUUGAGUGACGAGACUCGAAAGGCUUUGCUGAACUGGAGCAAACAUGACGAUGAAGCCGAGAGGUUCUGUGUCGUUGACGAUGAGCAGUCACCUGACUCCCAGUAUGUCGACCUGCUGCUGAACCCUGAGCGCUACACGGGCUACAAAGGACCAGAGGCCUGGCAGAUCUGGAACAGCAUCUACGAGGARAACUGCUUCAAACCGUUCACCGUCAAGCGACCACUUGUUCCCAACUCCUAUCAGAGCAGUUCAGGAAGUGAAGCGAGGACCUUCUACAGCUGGCUGGAAGGUCAGUGUGUGGAAAAGAGAGCGUUCUACCGCCUCAUUUCUGGCCUCCACGCCAGCAUCAACGUUCACCUGAGUGCCAGGUACCUCCUGGAUGAUAGUUGGUUUCAGAAGAAGUGGGGUCACAACGUGUCAGAGUUCAGGCAACGUUUUGACUCGGAGCUGACGGCCGGCGAGGGGCCCAAGAGGCUCCGCAACCUCUACUUCCUGUACCUGAUCGAGCUGCGAGCGCUGGCCAAGUCUCUGCCCUUCUUCCAGCAGAGGUCCUUCCAGCUGUUCACCGGCCGAGCAGAGGACGACCAGAGGAACAAAGAGAUGCUGCUGGACAUCCUGCAGCUGGCCAGAUCUUUUCCGUUGCAUUUUGAUGAGACAUCUUUGUUUGCAGGAGAUGAAAAGGAAGCGGCAAAACUGAAGGAGGACGUCAGGCUGGCGUUCCUCAACAUCUCCAGGAUCAUGGACUGUGUCGGCUGCUUCAAGUGUCGCCUCUGGGGGAAGCUGCAGACUCAGGGAUUAGGCACGGCGCUGAAGAUUCUGUUUUCAGAGCGACAGAUUGAAUCUCUGCCCAACCAAUCCAGCGAGCAGCAACCCAGUUUCCAGCUCAGCCGGCAGGAGAUCGUCUCCCUGCUCAACGCCUUCGGCAGGAUCUCCACGAGCAUCAGAGAGCUGAAGAACUUCAGGUCGCUGCUGGCGGAGGAGCGGUGACGACUCGGCUCAACUUCUGAUCAGGUUCAUCUUCAACUUUGGGCUUUUGAGUCUCUGAGCUGCUGACUGCAAUCUGAGGACCGCCUUAAUCCUGCUGAAUAUAAUUUGGACUGUUGUUAAUUUGGGAUGAAGACGUCACAACUGUGGAGGAAGUUAUUUUUUUAUUUUUUUAUUUGUUUAGGAAAGAUUAAAUUUGUAAAGAGUUUUUCUUCUGUUGACUUGAUGUGAAAGGAAAAGAGACUAAGGAAUGUAAAAUAUUAACUUGACUUGCAAAAGCAGUGUCUUUCUUUGUUCUGAGGUCUUCUCUGUUUGUGAAGGAAUUAAACCGACUUCUGCUGUUUGAUUUAAAAUCUCAGGAACAAGAUAAGUUCAAACAGUAAGCUGUGAAGUUAAAAAAAUACGUUUUGAUUUAUUUUACUUAUAAACUUUCUUUGCAACAGUUAUUUUAUUGGUCAGAGAUGCGUUCAGGUACACGUCUCAUUAAUGUUAAUUCAAGUAUUAUAAAAAUAUAGAAUAUAUUUGUAUCGAUUUUCUUUCUUUUAAUAUUGAUACACCCCCAGCUGUUAGGGGGCAGCAUAACGAUGCAUCAUUCCUGAUCAGAGCGAGGAACAAGCUGCAAGUGAGGUCGAUGAGUUAAUGAAACGACCUGCAGUAUUCUGGAAGCACCUUUGUCCCUAAUAACACAUGUUUGGACACAUUUUGGUUUUUUAUAAGUAUGUAAUAUAAUUGUAUAAUAUGUUGAUGGUUUUGUUGAGUCAGUGGUGUAAUUCAAAUAUGGUGAAUUUUUAUUUAUGUUAAUAUUUAAAACUGUUUUACCUGCUGGAGCAGAGUUUCAGAACUCUGUCAGCACAAAUUAGAUUUUUGAAAACUAUUUUUGGUUUCAAAAUUCAAGUACACACAAAAUAACUGACUUUUUUUUCUCUCAACUUAUACAACUGGAACAAAAGAAUUUAGUGUAAUUUACUGUACAUCUCUAAGCUUUUAUAACACAGAAAAAAAUACAGUAACUUUGUUUCCCCCACAAACUACAUCUAUUUGGAGGGCUUUGUAAAGGUGUAAAAUGAGAAUUUUGUUUUAUAAUUAUGGUAUAUUAAAAUGCAUUUAUUGUA
Austrofundulus limnaeus is the source of this 3062-nucleotide messenger RNA. It is a transcript of the gene ero1a, whose product is annotated as endoplasmic reticulum oxidoreductase 1 alpha. Lineage: Eukaryota; Metazoa; Chordata; Actinopteri; Cyprinodontiformes; Rivulidae. Gene Ontology annotation, biological process: protein folding in endoplasmic reticulum. Gene Ontology annotation, molecular function: protein-disulfide reductase activity; thiol oxidase activity; FAD binding. The record is from RefSeq and is a predicted model, not a curated record. Gene Ontology annotation, cellular component: endoplasmic reticulum; endoplasmic reticulum membrane.